Molecule: messenger RNA, 978 nt
Organism: Colletotrichum spaethianum
Lineage: Eukaryota; Fungi; Ascomycota; Sordariomycetes; Glomerellales; Glomerellaceae
Exons: 1
Coding region: 1-978 (325 amino acids)
Source: RefSeq, a predicted model, not a curated record
AUGUUUCCAAGCAUCUUCAGACUGUGGCCUGCGGCCCUUCUCUUCCCUGCUGUGUUGAGUCUUUCAGUUGAAAUUACCCAGGACUUCCCCUUGGGUUCCGAGGUCGAAAACCUCGCGCUGCGGCCCUCCGGAUCUGCCCUGGCCACCGUCUAUACGUUCCCCUACCUCUACGAAGUUGACGUUUCUCAAUACUCGACACCCAAGCUGCUGCACACCUUUACAAACACAAGCGGCGCCUGCGGCAUAGCUGCAUCGUCAGAAACCGACGUCUAUUUUGUUCUCACCGGCAAUUUCUCAUUCCAAUCAUUCACUCCCGUGCCCGGGUCGUACGCGAUCCACCGCUUGUCAUUCAGCGAGUGCGGCAAACCGAUCGUCAAGGAACUUGCUCCUCUAGGGGACAUCUCUCAACCCAACGGCAUGAUCGCCGUGCCCAACACUCCAUAUGUGCUUAUCGCAGACAACAGAGGCGGCUUUGUGUACCGUUUCAACACCGAAACACUCGAGCUCACCAUCUACUUCGACGAUCCUCUUCUGAAACCGAAUUCGACCGCAGGUGUUCUCUUUGGUGUCAACGGUGUCAAGCUUUCGCAAGGCUUCUUUUACUUCAGCAACACGAACCAGCAGAUAGUGGCCAGAAUCAAAGCCACUGGGGAGGAGUCUCGAUUGGAAGGCACCUCGGAGAUCGUUGCUUUUGAGACGAUUGUCGACGACUUCAUCGUCGAUGAUGUAACUGGGGAUCUCUACGUUGCAGAGCAGGGCAAUAACGCACUGGGUCUCGUCAGGAGGGAUGCGUACGGCUCCAAGCCGAAGACGAUCGUCGGCGGACCGGGCAGUACGACUCUUCUGGCCCCAACCGCCGCCAUUUGGGCCAAAGAUGCUGUGGGACGGACACUGAUCAUCUCGGUGACUGGGGGAUUCGAACAAUUUUACACUCAGGUCUACACUGGCGGGGCAAGGCUCGCAUUGAUUAAUCUGUAG